AUGGUCAACUCCACAGAACAUGUCCAGGUUAACAUCGUUGGCAUGAAUGGUGGUGACAACGAGUCCGCCGACGUCACCUUUGAGUACAAUCACAGGCGCAUCACUUUGUCCCUCUUUGCAAGCCCUAAUCGAACCGAAGAGAACCUAGAGGAUCGAAUGAUUCGUAUCGUGAAUGAUGCCAUACUUGCUGACGAGCAAGAGUACGAUACCAUCACCGAUCAAAUCUACGACGUUAUCCUUGAUGUUGGACGAAUCCCCUUUUCACAAAUUGCACCCUUGAGCACCACCGCGCCCAGCAAGGAUCUACAUUCACUUCUAUACCCUGAGACUCUCGACUAUCGUCUCCGGACCAUCGACGGAAAGGCGACCAUCAUUCCUAUUGAUCUAGAGGAGUCGGUUUCCGUCCCCAAUACUGGACCGAACCCUGCAAUUGUGACAGAAUUCCAGGCCACGAAAGCGAUACCACGAUACUCCUCUAGGGACGUACAGGUCCAGGAGGUUCUUGUCAGCGGUUACGGCACCGUAUGCAAAGCUCGUGUUGGGUUCCAGACCAUGCUCUGUAAGGCUCACAGCCAAGGGCUCGAAAACCCAAGUCUUGAACGAGAGCUGGUCGCCAUGCAGAAAAUAUGGAAUGUUUGCAGUGGCCCUGCUGUGAAUAUCCGCGUCCUUCACCUUCAAGGAUAUGUCACAUUUGCGGAUUCAAGAGAUAUCAUCGGUCUAUUACGCGAUUGGGUUUUACCUAGUUCUUACGGCAGCACUCUACGAGAUAUGGAUAUUUCAGCUGUACCAAGGGAGAUGAAGAAGAAGUGGCUAGAUCAGAUACGCGAGACGGUAGAUAAGUUACAUGAGAUUGGUGUGGUUGGGGUGACGGCAAGGCGUCUAAUGUCGUCGUCGAUCAAGAGGACAACAUCUGGCUCAUCGACUUUGCCGGUGGGUGGACCGAAAGAUGGGUAG
Messenger RNA from Fusarium vanettenii 77-13-4, 954 nucleotides. RefSeq lists its product as uncharacterized. The transcript has a single exon. Lineage: Eukaryota; Fungi; Ascomycota; Sordariomycetes; Hypocreales; Nectriaceae. Bases 1 to 954 code for a protein of 317 amino acids. The record is from RefSeq and is a predicted model, not a curated record.